AUGUCAGGCGAUGUUUUACCAUAUUCAGAUCCUUUGUUGGAACUUUUGAAGGAUCCAUACCUCAAUAAGGAAAAAGAUAAAGCUCAAGUGCUUGUUAAAUAUAUAGAAAAAAUAAAGGACUCGACAUUAAAGGCAUGGUGUAUCGAGGCAUUUGAAAUUCUUCGUGAUUUGGAGAAGAUAGAAGUGAAAAUUAACAAUUGGGAGUUUCAGACUUUGGAUUUUAACAUUUCUGUAGAUUCAGUGAUGCUUAAUGAGCAGGACGUGAAAAGAAGAAAAUUUAACUUGCAGGUGGCGAAAAGAGUUGCCAGACACUGUUUAGACUUUCAUAAAAUUCUAGGUCGGCUUGGAGUGGAAAUAGAUGAACUCAGCUCUUUUUCAAAAAGACUAAGUCCGCUUCAAAAAAUCAGUGAUCCCGGAACGAUUCUCACGGAGCUAAAUUUAAGGGUUAUAAAGAUCCAAAGUGUGUUGGCAGAUCAGAUUUCAAUUCAUUAUUCCCGAGCUCGAUUGGUCAAUAUCGGAAUCAGUCUGGAGGAUCUUGUUCAUAGUAAUGAGGACGAUUCGGAAACUAAAGGUGGCAUCAACAAUGAUACUUUAAGAAAUUACAAGCAGUUUGUGAACAAUUUACUACAGCAAUUGAAUGCAACAGUCCGUUCUGGAGAUACUAUAGGAGCCAUGGAAUGUAUCUCUAUUGUUAACGACGUGGAGAAAAUGUUCAAUUCUAUGAAAGCACAGCGUGAACAGCAGAGGCAAAAGAAAAUUCUAGAUAGACAAGAGGAGGAGCGUAAAACACGGCAAACUGAAAGAGAUAGAGCACACCAAAUAAAGGAGGAUGAACUUAGAGAGGAUUUAAAGAGAGAACAACAGAAAAGAAAGUAUAACGUGGAAUCAGAGUUUAAGCAGGCUGCAAGGUCACAGGGCAUUCCGUCCCCACCUAAUUCAUCCAAUGUUGGAAAACAUGCAAGACACGUCUCCGGUUUUUCCAGUGGAAACGAAUCCAUCGAUUCGGAUGAAGAUAUUGACAUGAGCGAAGCCGACUCAACACUAUCAUCUUUCGAUGUCGAUGGAAGAAGAAAGAGACGGAUGAACAAUGAUAACAUUCCAGUGAACUUAGAAGAUACUAUACUUCAUAGAACGACACUCACAGAAAAACUCCCGGAUCUUCUGUCAGCAUUUGAUGAAGCGAAGGCUGCGGAAUCUGGAUUAAAAAAGGUGGUUUCCAAAGCUGCGUCUGGUAAUAAGAGCAUGCAAACGCAAACGGUAUCCAUGAAAUCUGAAGAAAAGGAUAACAGUGAAUCGAACAAUACAUCGGGAGAAAGUACAAGGAACGAAAAAGGACAAUUAGAUUCCGAAGAUGCACAGAAAGUAUACACGGAGAGUAUUCCUCGUCCAUUACCAGGGCCAUCCAUCUUAAAGGCAUUUUUCCAGCCAGUGAUUAAGAAGCCGAUCUUCAUUGAUUCAAAUAUGCAGAGCCAUCCUCUUGAUGGAAGUGUGCUUCAACUACAAUCAUUGGGUAGAAAGCGCGUGAAAAGAUUGACAGGUGCUGAUGUUCAAAAAAGAUUACUAAAAUACAAAAAGGAUGAGCAACUUAAGGAAUUGACGUUAUCGACAAAAAAGUUGACUUCGAUCCAGGUGGGCUCUGGGAGAGUAAAAGAGACCGUGAAAGAGAUCGAGCAACAGUUGCCUCGUUCACCAACAUCACCUACAGAAAAUUCUGAUCAAGAUACUUCGAAAAAUGAAGCUGAUACAUCUAAUGUUAAAAGUAAUCCUGUGAAAAAUGUGACUGGACCUGCAGUACCGGACGGGAGUAAUCUGCCUGAUAUCCAAUUUCCUGUGUUUAAUAUGAACAAUGAUGAUACCAUGGUAAGCGAGGAAAGUAGUAUGGAUGACUCCGUUGACUAG
Brettanomyces bruxellensis is the source of this 1899-nucleotide messenger RNA. RefSeq lists its product as uncharacterized. The record is from RefSeq and is a predicted model, not a curated record. Lineage: Eukaryota; Fungi; Ascomycota; Pichiomycetes; Pichiales; Pichiaceae. The transcript has a single exon. The coding region runs from base 1 to 1899 and encodes 632 amino acids.